Staurois parvus is the source of this 621-nucleotide messenger RNA. NCBI's taxonomy places the organism in Eukaryota, Metazoa, Chordata, Amphibia, Anura, Ranidae. The record is from the annotation of a GenBank genome assembly.
AUGGUCACCAUGCUGCGGCUCUUGCUCCCCUGCCUUGUCCUGGUCGGGGCCGGGGCCAUCUCUUUCUAUCUGCCCGCUGACAGCAUGAAGUGCCUGAAAGAGGAGAUCCACAAAGAUGUGCUGGUGACCGGGGAGUACGAGGUGUCCGAGCAACCGGGGAUCGUCACCCACCUGAAGGUUACAGAUUCCAUAGGUCAUAUUCUAUAUUCCAAAGAAGACUCAAAGAAGGGCAAGUUCGCCUUUACCACAGAUGAUUAUGAAGUAUAUGAAGUUUGCUUUGAGAGCGUUAGUUCUACUGGUUCUGCGGUAACUCCAGACCAGCUAGUCAUGCUCAAUAUCAAACAUGGCGUGGAAGCUAAGAACUAUGAGGCUCUGGCCAAGGCAGAGAAACUAAAGCCCCUGGAGGUUUCAUUAAGACGUCUAGAGGACCUGUCACAGUCUAUCAUUAAAGAUUUUUCAUAUAUGAAAAAGCGAGAAGAAGAAAUGAGUGACACAAAUGAAUCAACUAGCCAACGUGUCCUUUACUUCAGUACAUUUUCUAUGUUUUGCCUUGUUGCCCUAGCCACCUGGCAAGUGUUCUACCUCAGGAAAUUCUUCAAAUCCAAAAAGCUCAUAGAGUAA